AUGGACCCACGAGGAUCUGGCCCCGGGUCUAAACCCAGACCUGGACCUGGACCUGGACCUGGACCUGCUCCCAGCUCUCAGUCUCUGAAAAGUGACCGGUCCAACUCCCCUCCUCCUGAGUUCAGAGAAGAUGGUCCUGAAGAUCAGAGACGGGAGAACAAGGAGCAGUUCGACAAUAUAAGAGAGGACAUUAACGGCAUCGCCAAGAGGUUGGAUGAAGCAGAGGAACGAAUAAUGGAGGCGGAGACUAGCAUACAGGCUUCGGAGGAGAUGCUACUAGAGUUAGCAAAGCUCCAAACCCAAGUUGAAGCUAAGGAGAAGAACAUACGCUUCCAGACGCCUUUCCCGGCCAGGCUGAGAGUGCAUUACAGCGAAGGCAUGGUGACAUACAACUCUGCACAGGAGGCGACAGAGGAUAUGGUGAAGAGAGGCCACACUACGCUGUUGGAGCAGAUAAAACGACGGAUGUGGCAAUGGAACGGCAAACAAGGGAAUACAGGUGCAUGGCCCAGAUGCCAAGUUUCAGAGAAGCUCCAGGCAUUCCGACGCCAGAGUGACGACACGGCAUAA
Messenger RNA from Knipowitschia caucasica, 570 nucleotides. The record is from the annotation of a GenBank genome assembly. Lineage: Eukaryota; Metazoa; Chordata; Actinopteri; Gobiiformes; Gobiidae.